AUGUACUUGGCUGAUUUUUGGUUCGCCUUUGAUAUUGACUCUGCCUUAAUGGAGUGUUUGAAAAUGUUGCCUGACAGGAGAACGCUACUGAAAAUUUUUGCAUCCAGAAUUUUUAAGAAAGUUUUGAAAGAAUGCAGUAUAGUUUAUGGAGGCCGAUAUUUCCUUGAUGAAGCUCUCAAUCAGUCAGUUGAUAUCUUAGGGAAUGUUGUUGUAGUUAUUCAAAAGAGAAUGCUAAAAGAAUAUCUUGAACUCGUAGCAAAUAAGGAUGCUAGGUGUGUGGUACACAUCGAAUCAAUUAUGAAACUAUUGGAGUUGAAUGUCUUAGGUGUUGUAUUCUUAUGGAAUGAGGUAGAUCUAGUAGCAUUUGAGUUACAAGAUAUAACCACAGGGGCCAGAAAAAUGGAGUACAAGAAGCAGGGAGAGGAGCUUGAUAUUCGCGGGAACUUUGUUAUUAUUAGUAAAGAGUUGGUGCUUGAGCGAGUUCUUCAACUGUGUAGAACUCGGGAUAUUCAGUUGGUGUUAGCUGCUAAAGAACAUCAAGAAGGUUCGAUGUUCUAUAGAUCCCAAGGUGGAAUUGGUGCCAUUUUGAAGGCCAAGGAGGAGAUAUGCAAGCUGCUUGAAGAGGAAAGGAUGAGAAAGGUGCCUGAUUACUAUGGUAGGUUUUGUAGAUCAUGGUUGCUCAUACUUCUACUUGGUUUUGUACUUUUUGAUGUUUGA
Molecule: messenger RNA, 717 nt
Organism: Durio zibethinus
Lineage: Eukaryota; Viridiplantae; Streptophyta; Magnoliopsida; Malvales; Malvaceae
Source: RefSeq, a predicted model, not a curated record